This is a messenger RNA of Mytilus trossulus (common blue mussel), 1275 nucleotides long. RefSeq lists its product as uncharacterized. The transcript has 9 exons. NCBI's taxonomy places the organism in Eukaryota, Metazoa, Mollusca, Bivalvia, Mytilida, Mytilidae. The record is from RefSeq and is a predicted model, not a curated record. The coding region runs from base 71 to 1273 and encodes 400 amino acids.
GUAUUAACUGUCGAACAACUGUACACUUACUUUAUUAGAUUUUAUCUGAAGCCAGAUAUAUCUUAACUAAAUGGAUGCGAUGCCUUUAUUUGGAAAGGAGAUGAAGGAAAAGGAGUUUCCUCUGACGGAAGGAGUAACAUUCAUAAACCAUGGAUCUUACGGGGUUGUGCCGAGACGGAUAAAGGAAGCUCAAAGAAAAAUUAUAGAUGAAAUGGACAGUUCACCAGAUUUAUGGUUCCGAAGAAAUAGAAGAAUAAAACAAGACGAAGCAAGACAUUGUAUUGCAGAGUUUGUUCAUGCUGAUCCAGACGAUUUGGUUUUUGUCCAAAACACAACAUCAGGUGUCAAUACAGUAUUAAAGUCAAUGAAACUGAAACCAGAAGAUAUCAUCUUGUAUAAUGACAAUACAUAUCGUGCUGUCGUAAAUACGUGUGAAGCGACUGCACAGUUCUCUUGUAUCGCAGGUGUUCGCACAGACUUGUUAACACUACAAUUUCCAAUUAACAGCGAAGAGGAAGUUGUUGAAAUGUAUAGGGAAUAUUUUAAAAAGCAACCUAAUGUGAAAGUAGUUGUACUGGAUCACAUAACUAGUCAAUCAGCCAUUAGAAUGCCUUUAGAAAAGUUAAUACCUUUGUGUAAAGAAUAUGGAGUAAUGACAUUAAUAGACGGAGCACAUGCACCCGGACAGAUUCCCCUUAAUCUGAAGGAGCUUGAUGCUGAUUUUUAUUCAGGAAAUCUUCACAAGUGGCUAUAUACUCCUCGAGGUUGUGCGAUAUUGUAUGUGAAGAAGGAACAUCAAGAUUGGGUUAGGCCAACUGUCACAUCUCAUGGUUAUAAAACCACUUUUCAAAAUGAUUUUUUCAAACAAGGAACACGUGAUGAUAGUCCAUAUUGUGUUGUACCGGAGGCAAUACAAUUUUAUAAAGAUCUAGGAGGCUACGAAAAAAUAAGAGAUUAUACUGAUGAUUUAUUGAACACAUCUACAGAAUUACUCUCUUCCUCUUGGAAGACAGAAAAACUGCAAAUACCAAAAUCAAUGGAAGCACCUUUUAUGAGAUUGGUUCGGCUACCAGAAUUAAAGCAAACAUCAUCGAUGAAUAGUAUUGAUGAUGGCGAAAGACGUAUUGUAGAAAUCAUCGUAAACUAUGGUAUAGUUCCAUGUAUUACCUUCGUGGACGGUAAAGCCUACUGUCGACUGAGUGCCAAUGUUUAUAAUACAAAGGAUGACUACAAGAUUUUGUGUGACUUAGUACUUAAAAUGAUUAAUAAAUAGUA